Messenger RNA from Mycena citricolor, 1756 nucleotides. Lineage: Eukaryota; Fungi; Basidiomycota; Agaricomycetes; Agaricales; Mycenaceae. The record is from the annotation of a GenBank genome assembly.
CCAAGUUUUGGAAAACUCGAUGCGCCUGACUGCUGUCAGCAUCAUUCAUUAUCAUAGUAAUAACUUGAUUCCACCUGAUCAUACGAACAUGACACGCGCAUCCCUCGAGCAGACGGUCAAGUAAGCGUCAAAAUAUCAAAUACCGCUGACUCAAGUGGCCUCAUGGCAAGCUGAAGACUUUAAGCGCGUGUCUGAGACUGCUUAUGCUUUGAGCGGUGAUAACUAUGAUCAGGAAACCUAAUUUGGGAAAUUGUACAAACACGGCACGCCGGCAGGUUCCACGUCCUGCGAACACUCUCCAUCCUCCGCAAAGCCUGCUACCUUCAUAGCCUCUGCCCCGGCUUACGGCUCUCUCGCUCGCUUUGCAGGUUUUGAUCGCUAGUGAACCUCACACCCACUCAUGGAGAGCAAUCGCGAGGAAGCGAACCGUGCUCUGGCUAUUGCACAAAAGCACUUCUCGGCUUCCAACUACCCCAGCGCCCGCAAGUUGGCGCAAAAGUCGAUUGCACUUUUCGAAACCCCAGAAGCUGUGCGACUUUUGGCCGCUAUCAAUGCUGCAGCCGCGAGCGAGUCGUCUGACGGAGCAUCCACUUCUACGGAGACCCAUCCUUCUGCUGCUGGAGCCAAAAACAGGCACGCUAAUGGAGCCACAACAAGCAGUAGUAGCUCAGGGACUGCCGGUGGGCUCGGUGGUCAGAAGAGGGACUUCACUCCAGAACAGCUAGAUAUCGUGCGACGGGUACGGGCGUGCAAGAUCACCGAGUAUUAUGAGAUCUUGUCCGUGAAGCGAGAAUGCGAGGAAGUCGAAAUCAAGAAGGCUUAUCGAAAACUGGCUCUUGCUCUUCAUCCAGACAAGAAUGGGGCGCCAGGAGCGGAUGAAGCGUUCAAGCUUGUAUCAAAAGCUUUUCAAGUUCUUUCAGAUCCUCAGAAGCGAGGUAUAUAUGACCGCAGUGGAUCAGACCCAGAGGACCGUUCGGCUGGCAUGUCUUCGAGAGGAUCCUCUUAUCAAUCGUUCAACGGUGGAGGAGGCGGUUUCGACGGCGAAAUCAGUCCUGAAGACCUCUUUAACAUGUUCUUUGGCGGCGGUGGUGGCCAAGCUGGUUUCGGAAACGGCUUUGGAGGCGGCUUUGGUGGCGGUCCGACCGUUUUCACAUUCGGACCUGGUGGCUUCACUCGCAUGGGAGGUCAUGGAGCUGGCGCUGGACGAGCAGCCGGUACUGGCGCACAACAAGGCAACGCUGAACCGCGUUCUGUUCUACUGCAGCUCCUGCCUCUGAUCCUGCUCUUCGCCUUCUCCCUGCUUUCAUCGUUGCCCAAUCUUUUCACGACGCCUCCGGUUCCAGACCCAUACUUUGCAUUCUCACGAACCUCACGAUACACUGGCGAACGACACACCGCAGGACUCGGAGUGAAAUAUCACUUUGAUCCUAACGAAAUAAUGAGGCAUCCAGUGAUCGGGGCUGAACUUUCUCGGGAGAAUAUCGACUGGAGGAAACUUUCCGCGACCAAGUUCGUGGCUGAUGAUCACCCGACACAGCCUGGACCUGCUCUGAAAAAGUUCGAGGCCAGUGUGGACCACACAUACACUCAACGUUUGUACGCCGAGUGCCAGGCUGGUCAUGACCGCAAGCAGCGUGCCAAGGAUGCAGAAGUAGGCGUGUUCGGCCUUGGUACGGACUGGGACAAGGUCAAGAAGAUCGAGAACGAGGUUGUGCCCAGUUGUGAGGAACUGAAAAAGUUGGGUCUGCUACGAUAG